This is a messenger RNA of Anthonomus grandis grandis, 618 nucleotides long. RefSeq names its product mitochondrial inner membrane protease subunit 2. The transcript is spliced from 2 exons. Bases 76 to 585 code for a protein of 169 amino acids. Gene Ontology annotation, cellular component: membrane; mitochondrial inner membrane peptidase complex. The record is from RefSeq and is a predicted model, not a curated record. Gene Ontology annotation, molecular function: serine-type endopeptidase activity. Gene Ontology annotation, biological process: mitochondrial respiratory chain complex assembly. Lineage: Eukaryota; Metazoa; Arthropoda; Insecta; Coleoptera; Curculionidae.
AACGUUCUGUCAUUCUGGCCAAAGCUAGGUUAGGGUAGAUAAAUUAAAUAAUAAUUUAGAUAAUUUUUUUUUCAAAUGAAAAUUCCAAUCCUCAUAAAAAGUAUAUUUUUUGGAGUUCCUAUUGGAAUAACUUUAGUAGAUUCGGUCGGAUACGUAGCCAGAGUCGAUGGCAUUUCAAUGCAACCCGCUCUAAACCCUGACAAGAACAGCACUGAUUAUGUCUUUUUAAAUAGACUUGCAGUCAGGUCUUAUGAAGUGAAAAGGGGCGAUAUUGUAUCACUGAUAUCUCCUAAAGAUCCUACACAGAAAAUUAUUAAGAGAGUAGUUGGUGUCCAAGGAGAUAUUGUUAAAACCUUAGGUUACAGGGACCAUAUAAUCAAAGUUCCAGAAGGACACUUUUGGAUUGAGGGCGAUCACACAGGGCAUUCUAUGGACUCAAAUAACUUUGGGCCAGUUUCAUUAGGUUUACUCACCGCAAAGGCUUCUUGCAUUGUGUGGCCUCCAUCCCGUUGGCAAGUAAUACAUACUGAUUUGCCAGCAUCUAGGGCACCUUUGAAUGUUAGAAGGACAGCUAUUAGUUAUUAGAGAAUUUUUUUAAGGUGGCUCAUAUUACGUGCU